Messenger RNA from Marasmius oreades (fairy-ring Marasmius), 483 nucleotides. RefSeq lists its product as uncharacterized. The coding region runs from base 1 to 483 and encodes 160 amino acids. The transcript is spliced from 3 exons. The record is from RefSeq and is a predicted model, not a curated record. NCBI's taxonomy places the organism in Eukaryota, Fungi, Basidiomycota, Agaricomycetes, Agaricales, Marasmiaceae.
AUGGAGUCAUCUGGCGAGGAGCAGGAAGAGAAUGAGAGAAAAGCACAAGGCAUGGACAUCACCAUUGAUAUUUCAAUUUUGUCCGCUGUUGAGAUGAAGAAAACAGAGAAGAAGCACAAAUCUGUACCAACCUACCUUGUUAUCAACAGUAACGACGUUUGGAAUGUUCUUAGAAACAGGUUGUUUGAGAAGAUGUCGUCAGCCUUGAACACAGAUGGGCUCUCUUGCAAUGACUAUGCCGUUACAUUCACUGUGGCAAGGAUCUCACCACAGCCGAUGCCUUUGGCCUGUGAAGAUGACUACAAACAGCUCAUUUCUCACAGCCUGAAGGCAAAAUCUGAACUGACUGCACGAAUUCUUGCCAUAGAGAAGGCAAAGAAAAAUCAAACCGGCAACAAAGAAAAUACUGGCAUUCAACCUCCCAGUGAUGAAGACGACGAGGUUAACGAGAAGAAGACUAAGAAAAAAAAGGUGCAUCUAUAA